Echinostoma caproni is the source of this 600-nucleotide messenger RNA. The record is from the annotation of a GenBank genome assembly. NCBI's taxonomy places the organism in Eukaryota, Metazoa, Platyhelminthes, Trematoda, Plagiorchiida, Echinostomatidae.
CCUUGGUGCUCCCACACCUCGAGUACUGCGUACAGACAUGGGCACCGAACCUCGUACUCGACCAAAAGACUCGAGAGCUCAAUGUCGUUUUCAAAACUUUUAAAAAAAGCCUUGGACAACCCUACGGAAUUCAAUGUAUGGACUACAUUGCUGGAUCUCGUUGAAAAACAACAAAAUAUAGAUCAUGCUCGAAAGGCAUUUGAAAAUUUCUUCGACCACUUUCCUUACUGCUACGGCUAUUGGAAGAAGUGGGCUGACAUGGAGCGUCACAAAGGAAACAAGGAGGAGGCUCUGAAUGUUUAUGAAAAAGGUGUAAAAGCAGUUCCUCUCAGCAUUGACCUAUGGACCGCUUAUUUAGAUGCGGCCGUCGAUCUCUAUGAAGAAGCACUCGAAGCUGCCGGUUUGGAGUUUCGUUCCGAUGCCUUGUGGGAACAUUAUAUCGGCUGGGAAACCAGUCACAAUCUCUGUCUUGUCGUCGCAUUUACAUUGUCACGGUACGCACUUUCUUACUCUCCAGGUUGGCCCCCUAUACACAGAAGGCGUACGGAGAUUGUCUUUGAUCAUUGUUACCUUUGUUAUAGCACCAGAAUACGUUGGUAA